UGAUGAAAAGGGUUGAAGAAAACUGUCAUGCAAGUUCACUGCAGUUAGCUAAAGAAGUAGAAAGCCAAACUGGGGUGACUGUUUCCUGCGACACAAUAUGGCGUGCCCUGCAGAGGAAUGGCAUGCAUGGGUGUCUUCCACGAAUGAAGCCUCUCCUGAAGCCCAUGCACAAAAUAGCCCACCUAGAAUUUGCCAGAGCCCAUACUGAAAAAGAAGACUUCUGGGACUCUGUACUCUGGAGUGAUGAGACCAGGAUAACUGUUUUUGGAAUUGAUGGCUUCAAAACUGUAUGGCUUCGCAAAGGUAAGGAGUACAAAGAAAAAUGCAUGGUGCCUAUAGUGAAACAUGUGGGGCUGCAUAAGUGCUGCUGGUCUAUACUGCUCUAUAUUGAAAGAGAAGAUUCUACCAUCAUUCUGUGCCCUUGGUCGUCAUGCACUUCCCCAACAUGACAAUGAUCCAAAACACACAUUUAAGGCCAGUGUGGCAUUUCUGAAGAAGAACAGGGUGAAAGUAAUUCCGUGGCCAAGUAUGUCUCCUAAUCUGACCUCAAUGGAAACACCUCUUGGGAAUUCUGA
Staurois parvus is the source of this 575-nucleotide messenger RNA. Lineage: Eukaryota; Metazoa; Chordata; Amphibia; Anura; Ranidae. The record is from the annotation of a GenBank genome assembly.